Molecule: messenger RNA, 174 nt
Organism: Anisakis simplex (herring worm)
Lineage: Eukaryota; Metazoa; Nematoda; Chromadorea; Rhabditida; Anisakidae
Source: the annotation of a GenBank genome assembly
AUGGCCGAUUCGAGUAUAAUGCGAACAGCGGCUCGUCUGUUCGUAUCAGUGCUGUUCAGUGCAAAACGACUCGCGAAGGAUUCAAAUCUCUUACGUGGUGCAUCGCGACGAGCUGAACUCUUCUCAUCGACGUUUAAAAAAGAAUUCAAAAAGUCAUUAACUGACAAAAAAUAG